Molecule: messenger RNA, 1079 nt
Organism: Peromyscus eremicus (cactus mouse)
Lineage: Eukaryota; Metazoa; Chordata; Mammalia; Rodentia; Cricetidae
Gene: Chac2
Product: ChaC glutathione specific gamma-glutamylcyclotransferase 2
Exons: 3
Coding region: 113-667 (184 amino acids)
Biological process (GO): glutathione catabolic process
Cellular component (GO): cytoplasm
Molecular function (GO): gamma-glutamylcyclotransferase activity; glutathione specific gamma-glutamylcyclotransferase activity
Source: RefSeq, a predicted model, not a curated record
UUGCGCCUCACAGCAGGUGUGGCCAGCGCGCCUGCGCCACUUUGAGCAGCCAGUUAUUCGCGUCAGCAGCAGUCCUGUUCUGUCGCCGGGGUACCGGUCAGGGUUCAAAAAGAUGUGGGUGUUUGGUUACGGGUCCCUCAUCUGGAAAGUAGACUUCCCCUACCAGGACAAGCUGGUUGGUUACAUCACGAACUACAGCCGGCGCUUCUGGCAAGGCAGCACUGACCACCGCGGGGUUCCCGGCAAGCCUGGAAGAGUUGUGACUCUUGUUGAAGAUCCUGGGGGCAGUGUAUGGGGUGUUGCUUACAAACUACCAGUAGGAAAAGAAGAGGAAGUAAAAACAUACCUUGACUUCAGAGAGAAAGGAGGCUACAGAACUACAACAGUCAUUUUUUAUCCAAAAGAUCCCACAAGAAAACCAUUCAGUGUUUUGCUCUACAUUGGAACGUGUGACAAUCCUAACUACCUUGGUCCUGCACCUCUGGAAGACAUUGCUGAGCAGAUUUUUAAUGCAGCUGGCCCAAGUGGAAGAAAUACAGAAUAUCUUUUUGAGCUUGCAGAUUCUAUUAGGAAACUUGUGCCAGAAGAUGCAGAUGAGCAUCUCUUCUCUUUGGAAAAAUUAGUAAAGGAACGUUUAGAGGGAAAAUACAACCUCAGUAGCACAUAGUCACCAACUCCUCCAAACAGGCAGAGCUUUUAAUCUUCAGAGAAUAACUUCAGUACAAAACAGCAGUAUGUUUUGGACAUUCUUACUUGAAGAUCUUACUAUUUAAUGUUGUAAUUGGAAUGUCAUCUAAAUUUACUGUUUAUUUACAAGUUUCCUAAAACAUAUUCAGAAGAUUUACAUACAGAGAAAGAAAGAGUUCAAGUUAUACAAGUAAUUUCCUAACUAAAUGACAUAUGAACAUUUGUUCACUAGAAAUACAGUUCUGAAUUCACUUCCUGUUUUUAUCAGAGUAACAAUGGUUUAUAGUAUAUAUGCUUAAAAUAAUGUUAUUAGAAAUAUAUGGUAAUAGAGAAGGUUCCAGCACUGAUUGUUAAUUUCCUUGUUAUUUCGGAUUAAAUGAAAGUCAAAUUUA